Molecule: messenger RNA, 855 nt
Organism: Chrysochloris asiatica (Cape golden mole)
Lineage: Eukaryota; Metazoa; Chordata; Mammalia; Afrosoricida; Chrysochloridae
Product: 14-3-3 protein theta-like
Exons: 3
Coding region: 1-855 (284 amino acids)
Biological process (GO): signal transduction
Cellular component (GO): cytoplasm
Source: RefSeq, a predicted model, not a curated record
AUGGAGAAGACCGAGUUGAUCCAGAAGGCGAAGCUAGCCGAGCAGGCCGAGCGCUACGACAUGGCCACCUGCAUGAAAGCCGUGACGGAGCAGGGGGCCGAGCUGUCCAACGAGGAGCGCAACCUGCUCUCGGUGACCUACAAGAACGUGGUCGGGGGCCGCAGGUCGGCCUGGAGGGUCAUCUCCAGCAUCGAGCAGAAAACCGACACUUCUGACAAGAAGUUGCAGCUGAUUAAGGACUAUCGGGAGAAAGUGGAGUCUGAACUGAGAUCCAUCUGCACCACGGUCCUGGAAUUGUUGGAUAAAUAUUUAAUAGCCAAUGCAACUAAUUCAGAGAGUAAGGUCUUCUAUCUGAAAAUGAAAGGAGAUUAUUUCCGGUACCUUGCUGAAGUAGCGAGUGGUGAUGAUCGAAAACAAACGAUAGAUAAUUCCCAAGGAGCUUACCAAGAGGCUUUUGAUAUAAGCAAGAAGGAGAUGCAACCUACACAUCCAAUUCUCCUGGGACUGCCUCUUAACUUUUCUAGCUUAACUAUAUGUCUUGCUUGGAGGCCAAGGCAGUUGUGGGCGAGAGUCCGUGAGGCCUGUUCUGGGCCAUGUUCGCGUGAGGACCCGCCGCCGCCGCCGCCCCCGUCACGGCUCCGGCCGCGCGAGCAUCAUGGGCUCUAUUCUAAGCCGCCGCAUCGCGGUCUGUCUCUUUCCCACUCCAUUAUCCCCAUUCAGACCUUUUUCCUAGUGAUAAACAGACCAGGGACAGCUGUAACUGUUUUGGGUGACCGUUCAGUUUUAAGCAGUGUAUUUCCCAUUCUUAGAUUCUGUGCAGUUGUUUUUGCUAAGCAGAUCUGUGCACAUGCAUAG